AUGGCAGGGCCUGUUGGAGCGAUCAUCAAGCAUGGCGAAAGUUGGCUCGUCUUGGAAAUCACAAACAUGAUGCAAAUCGCACUACCAACGCGACAGAAUGGGCAAUCAAGUACAUGGAUGGUUGCAUUCCCAACAACUUGCGCAGUCACCAAGGGUAUCGGGGAAGGGGGAGAACGAUUUGGACGAGCUGCACGGGCCUCGCACGUGGUAGCGGGCACUAAGAUGACGCCAAUGGCCGAACGUUGGCCCGAGCUAGACUUUUGUUCACUCCCGCGUGAGCAGUCCCUGGUUGCUGGUUCCACUUGUGCCUAUCUCGUGAUUGCGCAGUCAAGAUUGCCCAAUAACCAUAAAGGAUGUGUACGGCUUUGCGGCACACGAGGCGGAAACAUAGUGCUCGGACUCCUAUUUGAAAAAAGCAAGUGCACCGUGCCGGACAAUUAUGGCAUGCCUAUGUCGGAUUGGCACGUACCCUGUUGUCGAUUCAUGCACACGUUCCGCGCAAGCACCCAGCUGCAUUGA
Messenger RNA from Bipolaris maydis ATCC 48331, 519 nucleotides. The record is from RefSeq and is a predicted model, not a curated record. Lineage: Eukaryota; Fungi; Ascomycota; Dothideomycetes; Pleosporales; Pleosporaceae.